Molecule: messenger RNA, 1251 nt
Organism: Pseudocercospora fijiensis CIRAD86
Lineage: Eukaryota; Fungi; Ascomycota; Dothideomycetes; Mycosphaerellales; Mycosphaerellaceae
Exons: 1
Source: RefSeq, a predicted model, not a curated record
GAGUCGGAGGAAGACGUCUCGCCAGAGAUUCUACAGUUGCUCUUACCGGACCAACAUUUGGUAAUGAGCCUCGCAGACUACCACUUGGAAUCUCUCCUCUGGUAUCAUGAUUCUUUCCGUGGACCGAGCUUCCGCAGACAGCUGAACGACUUCUUCGGGCAGCAUCGUGGUCAGAUACAACACCCUGAUGUCGACCUGCAAUGGGUCGCUGUGCUCUUUGCGGUCUUAUGCGGCAGUAUUUGUUGUGGCAGCAGAAGCGCCUUGUCGCGUUGGGGGUUUCAUGAACACGAGCAAGAGUUGUUGAGCAAAAAGUGGCAUCGCGCAGUGGUGACUUGUCUGAACCGAGCGCAUUAUAUGGCGAGACCAUCGAUUCGCUCUUGCGAAGCAAUCGCCACUCUGACAAUUUGCGCUCAUAUACUUGGAUACUCCAACCAGCAGGCUGUGCUUCUUGCAUCAGCUGUACGAAUCGCGCAGAGCCUGGGACUACAUCGGCCUGACGACACGUCACCCAAGACCGUCGACCGUGAGACUGGGAGAAGAGACUGGACUCAACUCUGCAGCCAAGACUGGUUUUCGAUACCAUUCUCCGAAUGCUACCUCGUGAAUCCGAUCUACUUACGUACACUGGAAGCCGUCAAUUGUAACGAUAUCACGCUUGAGUUGCUGCCAGACGAUGUGCCCACGGCCACCAGCUAUUGCCGAUGUCUUCAUCGUAUUGCUGCACUGAUGCCACCGCUGCAGGACGCGAUUACCAUCUCAAAUACGUCUUACACCAAGUACGAACAGGUCAUGAAAUUCGACAAGAAGAUGCGGACCUUUGCAUCCGAGCAAAGGCCUGAAUUCCUAUGCAACGUGCCACUUGCACCUUCCUGGCCGAAAUGGGUGGUAUGGGCACGAAGUGCAGCUGCCAUCAGCAGCGCUCACAAGAUCAUCAUGAUUCACCGUUCCUUUUUGACCAUGAGCUUCACGAACUCGGCCUUCACCUUCACGAGAAGAACGUGUAUAGCAGCCUCGAAGACCAUCUUGAAAGAAAUGCCACGAUUAGCGGCGGAUGACACGCCGGUGCUGUGGAUCUUUCAUGCUUUCGUUGUUGCCGCCGGCAUUACCUUGGGCCUUGACGCCUUGCACAGAGACGCACAUGAUCCCGCAUGUACAGAACACUGCAUGCUCAUGGAAGAUUCUGUACGACUUCUGAAGACCGCGCACAAUAGCAAGAUUGCAAGUCGAGGCGUGAGGAUUUUGUCUGACCUG